AGUAGUAGGACGCAUUAUUUUGUGAAAAUUCUAAAACUUUUACGAAAGUAAUUAUUGCAACAUAAUUUUCGAUACAUACCGAGUUCAAUCUUAAGAAAAGCAAGCCAACAGUAUGAAGGGCGUAGCGGUUCUGCUGUGCCUGGUGGCGGGCGCCUGCGCCGUCUCCUUGCUAGACCUCGUCCGAGAGGAGUGGAAUGCUUUCAAGAUGGAGCACAGCAAGCAGUACGACAGCGAAGUCGAGGACAAGUUCCGCAUGAAGAUCUACGUGGAGAAUAAGCACCGCAUCGCCAAGCACAACCAGCGCUUCGAGCAGCGCCUCGUCUCCUACAAGCUGAAGCCCAACAAGUACGCGGACAUGCUGCACCACGAGUUCGUGCACACCAUGAACGGAUUCAACAAGACCGCCAAGCACGGCGGACGCAACAAGAACGUGCACGGCAAGGGUCACGAGGGUCGCGCCGCCACCUUCAUCGCGCCGGCGCACGUCUCGUACCCCGACCACGUGGACUGGCGCAAGAAGGGCGCAGUCACCGACGUCAAGGACCAGGGCAAGUGCGGCUCCUGCUGGGCCUUCAGUACCACUGGCGCGCUCGAGGGCCAGCACUUCCGUAAGACCGGGUACCUGGUGUCACUCUCCGAGCAGAACCUCAUCGACUGCUCGGCCGCGUACGGGAACAACGGCUGCAACGGCGGCCUCAUGGACAACGCCUUCAAGUACAUCAAGGACAAUGGCGGUAUCGACACUGAGAAGUCGUACCCCUAUGAGGCAGUUGACGACAAGUGCAGGUACAACCCCAAGGAAUCUGGCGCUGAUGACGUCGGCUUCGUAGACAUUCCACAGGGUGAUGAGGAAAAGCUUAUGCAGGCCGUCGCCACCGUAGGACCCAUCUCUGUCGCCAUCGACGCUUCUCAGGAGACCUUCCAGUUCUACUCCAAGGGAGUCUACUACGACGAGAACUGCUCGUCUACCGACCUGGACCACGGCGUGAUGGUGGUGGGCUACGGCACGGAGGAGGACGGCGGCGACUACUGGCUGGUGAAGAACUCGUGGGGCCGCUCGUGGGGCGAGCUCGGCUACAUCAAGAUGGCGCGCAACAAGAACAACCACUGCGGCAUCGCGUCCAGCGCCUCCUACCCCCUCGUGUAGGCUCUGCGCUCUACCACCAUUGUACUCCACGAACACAUUCCCCAAUCUCCAAACUAGCACCUUGCAGUCCGACUGAUGUAAUUACUGAAACGUGUGUUCAAUGUAACUUGCGACUAAUUUAACAGAGAUGUGGACAAUGGCAAGUCAGUCGCCGGACCAACAUUCCACGAAGUGCUAGUGUCUAGAUUAAGUGUAAAUUUAUGAAUAAAAUAUAAAUAUAUUAUUUUAAGUUUAAGUAAAGCAACACUUGUGAUAUUACAGUUAUCAUCUCGCGUCACUAUAGCGUUGUUAGCUGAUUAUGAAUACAAUAUUUUAUAA
Messenger RNA from Spodoptera exigua (beet armyworm), 1465 nucleotides. Lineage: Eukaryota; Metazoa; Arthropoda; Insecta; Lepidoptera; Noctuidae. The record is from the annotation of a GenBank genome assembly.